AUGGUGAAUUGGCAAACAUUGUUCAUGGUGUCGCUGAGGCGACAAGGUAGUUCCUCUCGUUACAGAUAUAAGUUCAAUAUGGAAAAUAUCACACAUCAGGUGUUCCCUCGUUGUAAGCAAGCCUUUAAGAAAGCGAAUCUAAGUUAUGAAUAUUGUGAUCUUGAGGGGAAACUGUACAAUGCCUCGCUUAUGGACUUGCAGAAAAUGCUACUACGAGAUAUAAAUGCCCCUCGUGACCACGUAUUCAAGAUCGUUAGAACAGACUUGGUGGAAAAAUCUUCAAAGAAGAGGAUCCAACACUGGGAACAGAUCGCACCUAUCUUUGACCAUCCUCUGAGUCUUUACGAAAACCUGCUGAGCGAAAUGGAUAAUAAUUUCAAGCCAUCUUUUGAAUGGCAACAAUUAAUAGAGGUACGAUCCAGGGAUGAUCAGUUGAAACUACAACGUGUAGUUUGGCCCAAAUCUAUAUUUUCGAACUUCUGUAGAGGAAUAGGGGUUAAGAAGAACACUUAUGAUAGAUUGUUGAAGCAAAAUAAUGGAGAGGUACCCAUGUUUGUCAAUCCUGCUAACGCGAAGCCUUUGCCUCUUUUCCAGGUUGGCGAUGAUGCGACGAUUGGAGAAUUCGAUGGUAUUGGUAUUUUCCCCUACUUUGUAGUUAAACACAGAGCUUUCUUCGUUACCGAGGUAGAUAAAUUGAAAACCAAGAUAAUCUCGCCACUUUGUAACUUGAAUGAACGAAAGCGUACCGAUAAGGCUAAUGCCGGUCGACUACUGGAGAAUGAAAAGGGUGAGCCAUUUUAUGUGGAUGCAAAGGGUGCUACAAGUCGAGCCGCUGAUGGCAAUGCCGUCACUUUGAAACAGCUUCUGGAAAGAUCGGUUAGCCAUAAGACACUGUGGAGCAAACAGACAAACAAAGACAGAACAUGUCCUGGAGACAUUUUGAGGGCCACAAUAUUAUCCAAUGACUUCUCCAUCCGGCAAUUGAGGACUGAAUUUUGCAAAAAUUUCAUCCUCUACAAUAUAUUUACCAUUUUACAGCGUAAUAAGAAGAGUAUACGUGACUUCUCUAAUGACAAUAACGUGCCUUCUUUCCGUUUCAAUUGGAAUGUUUGGGAUUCAUACAUAUGGAAGCAAUAUCAAGAGGCCGAGUCCAUGACAUUACCUGCGGACCAGGCUUCUCUUAUCAACUACAAGACGAAGUACGACUCAUUUCUUCAAGAUCUGCAAACAUAUUCCACCCUGGUAAUUUCCGAGAUGAAAUGGAACCAAUUUUCUAUUUUUCAAAAUAAUGAAACGAGUUUAUCGAGAUUUGAACACAUUACACUGAUUUUGCAAACCAUACUGACAAAAUCAAAAAUGAUAAGAAUUUUCCAGCCAAACUUGUACAAGUUUAUGCAAGAUGAUUUAAGGGCAACUCUAAUGGAGUUGACGGGUUUCACUGAAUCAAUAAAUGCAACAAUAGGACCUGGUUUUGCGAACGAACAAUCGUUGCAAUCUGCCAAUGCGUUGAAGAAAUUGGCCAACCAACUUUUACAUUUUGAACAAAAGAUAUACGCCGAGAAAUUCCGUGUAAAUAGGCCAAUCCAGCUUCGCCCAUUAACGCUAUCAACAAACUUCAAAAUUGUUAUUCUGGAUAAGCAGAAUGCCAUACCCGAAAUAUUCCAAACCUUACUGAAGUUCACGACGCAAAUAACGACAUAUUUCGUGAAAGAUUUGUCGGAGGUGGAGCUUCAUGGGCAUAUGCAUUGCAUUGAUAAAAAAAUGCUGGACAAGUCGACAUUCAUGUAUUUGUAUGAACUCAAAUACAACGAAGAUCUCAAAGCAGUUCCUCCUCAAAAGGAGAAGAUCGUAGAUAAUAUUAUCGGCUUGUUAUCCAAUGAUGAAGAACAUUGA
Messenger RNA from Saccharomyces paradoxus, 1893 nucleotides. RefSeq names its product Cbp2p (gene CBP2). Gene Ontology annotation, molecular function: RNA binding. Lineage: Eukaryota; Fungi; Ascomycota; Saccharomycetes; Saccharomycetales; Saccharomycetaceae. The record is from RefSeq and is a predicted model, not a curated record. Gene Ontology annotation, cellular component: mitochondrion. The transcript has a single exon. Gene Ontology annotation, biological process: Group I intron splicing. Bases 1 to 1893 code for a protein of 630 amino acids.